Molecule: messenger RNA, 1738 nt
Organism: Zootermopsis nevadensis
Lineage: Eukaryota; Metazoa; Arthropoda; Insecta; Blattodea; Termopsidae
Product: vacuolar ATPase assembly protein VMA22
Biological process (GO): vacuolar proton-transporting V-type ATPase complex assembly
Source: RefSeq, a predicted model, not a curated record
UAUAAGCUCCCUGUAAUAUCUGUGGCUGUGAUAUUCAUCUGUGAUCCACGGCGCAUUUGUUACGUUAAUCCAGAGGUUUGUUGUGUUGGUCACAUGCAAAGUUUCUGAAAUAGAUGUCUUAACUUCAUGUGACUGUAUAAACGUUGGAGUAGAGAUGAACCAUGAUAUACUCGAGGUAUGCAAGGAGUUGGAUGGCCUAAUGAUUCGAGCUUUGGAACUUAUGGAGGAACAAAUUAAAUGUAAAUUAAAACUUCAAGAGAUUAUGAAGUCAGGUUGCCUGGAAUUAGCAAAAACUCGUUACAUAAUGGGUAACCAUAAUGUAUCAUACCUGCAAUUACCAACAGAAGGGAGUGCUGAAAUUACAGCUCUAAGAACAGUAGCUUCAUCAGUUGAAACCAAGAAUAAUUUGGAGCACAUGAUCUUUGAACUUCAUACUUUAAGUCCACAAAAGAAAUCACAGGGAAAACAAGAGGAGAAUAACCUUAGAAAUAGAGCAGAUAAAGAUGAUGAUGAAAGGAAAGAAGCAGAUGAUUUGAAUCAUAAGAAAGGUGAACAGAAUGGGAGUGUGCCUGCUUCUGACCCAAUAAAAUGGUUUGGUUAUCUUGUACCUCAGAACUUGCGUCAAGCUCAGAAAGGUUUUCACAUGGCAUUGGAGUUAGUGGUACAGAGUGCAAACAUUCAGUCUGAACUUGAGGCAACAUGCAAGAGAUAUGACAAGCUUUUAAAAUUGAAAACUAAUAUUGUAGCUAGUUAAUUGUAAUUGUGACAAAGUUGGAGGAUGUACUCCCAUUUUAAAGAAGCUAUAGUACAUUUCAGAAGCACUGAAGUGUGUUUGUAUGCAUGAUGAUGAAAAUGGUAAACAGCAUCAAAAUGGAGAUUUCAGCUUGAAUGGUCCAGACCAAGGAGCUAGAAUGGAUGAUAGAAAUAUGGAUGUAAUAUUACUGAAAUGUAGGUGCUAUGAUGUGGUGGCUAAAUUUAUGGCAUUAUUACUUAGAAUUUGCCAUAUGUGCUCAAAGCACUGCAACUGUGGUUUCCUGUAUAUGACUUCUCAACUAUAGACAAAUCAGAUGACAAUCUGAGUGACGAUUAAAGAGACUACUAGACAGUUACACUGUUGAGGCCAAAACAUGUAAUUUAUUGGCCUAACUUCAUGAUCAGAAGAUAAAUACUGGUGCAUGAAGAUAGUAGAUAUGGAAAACAAUGGAAUUUUCACAAAGCACUAAAUGGUCUGGAGUAAAACAUGGUUUAACCUAAAAGCUACAGGAAAUGUGAUGCCACAUUUCAUAACUACACUGUUUUUAUACAAAAUACUUUAAUAAUUACAAAUUUCAGAAAACACAAUUAUACAGUCUUCUCAAAAAGCUUUUGAUUGUCACUACAAUAAUACUCUAACUAAAGCACAGGAAUCUGAUGAGAAUAAAUCUGAAGAAACAUGUUAUCCACAGAUACUGCUGUUUUCCUUAUAGAACUGUUCACCGAACCAUUCUUGGUGUUCCUCCAUGUAACUGAAACAACAGAGUUAAGCUUGAAACUUCUUAAGGACUUGGCUCCAUGCAGUAUCCUAUAUUCUUAUAACACAGUCUUUAUCACCCCUUGAUUCUUAUCUGGGAGGUUACAGUUUAAAUCUUGGCUUGGAAACUGGUUAUUCUGAUGUUUUCUGUUAUUUUCAAAUUAUUAAUUUUAUAUAGUCAUGCAUACUGUCCAUUGUUUCUCAAAAUUAAAUGUUAACAAUACUGAA